Molecule: messenger RNA, 6191 nt
Organism: Dromiciops gliroides (monito del monte)
Lineage: Eukaryota; Metazoa; Chordata; Mammalia; Microbiotheria; Microbiotheriidae
Molecular function (GO): methyltransferase activity
Source: RefSeq, a predicted model, not a curated record
CGGGGCGGGGUUCCGGCGGGGAGGAGGGGGCAACGCGCGCUCAGGCCCCGCCUCUUCCCGCCGCGUCUCUUGGCCACGCUUGCUCUCGCCGGCGUCCCUGCUGGUCCCUCCCCCUUGCAGGCGAGCGGCUCGGUGGGGUGUGGAGAUGGAUUUGGGCUCUGCUCAGCGCUCGGUGUUGGAGCUUCUCGGAGCUGUGUCUCCUGGCGACCUUCCUGCGCUUCUAGACUGGAUGCGAACCACGCGAGAUUUUGAUGAAUUCAUUCACGAUAAUAAUGACAUUAUAUUGAAAAACAUUGCAGAAGAUCUUCGGAACUGCUUACCUAUAGAAACCAUGCUUCCUUCAGAGCAAGUAGCCAUUCAAAAAAUAAAGCAGCAACCAGAGCCUAUAAUUCACAUUGAUGCAUUCCUUUAUGAUGAUGACUUUAUUGAUUCCUUGUGUGAGAAAGGAAAAAUGAGUAGAAACUACUGCAUGGUGUGUGGGUCACACCAGACUGCACCUUUAGGAUUUAUUUCUCAUUCCUUUUCCUCUUUGGAAUUAAAGUUCAUUUAUCAGCAUGUACUCCCGGAUCUGUCUGGAAAGGUCUUGGUUGAUGUUGGUUCCAGGCUUGGCCCAGUGCUUUUUGUGGGUUAUCUUUAUAGUUCAGCAUUACAGCUACAUGGAGUGGAAAUGACAAGAUUUUGCCAGCUGCAAGAAAUGAUCAUUGCCAAAUACAAGUUUAGUGAUAGGAUAAAGGUGCAUCAUGCAAAUAUAUGUACUCAGGCCUCACUUCUUCAAAAUGCUGAUGUUGUUAUAAUGAACAAUGUCUUUGAAUAUUUUCUUGACAAAUCAGAACAAGUCAGAGCCUGGGAAUAUAUCAGCCAUAAUGUGAGGAAAAAGGGAACCUUAUUGGUAACAGUCCCGAGUCUUAAAGAAUCUCUCUCAAAUCUACAGGUGGCUAUACCUCUGAACCAGUGGGUUGAAGAAAUACAGUUGAACUAUGAUCUAUAUCCAGAAAAAGACAUUGAUAGAGAAGCACUUGAACAAAUUCAUUUGUAUAAGAUUCUUUAGAAUUAAGAUUGAAUUAUUUUAUUUUUUAAUAUGUGUGAUACUUAAAAUGUUUAUUUAUAGUUUGACUUCCUUUAACCUGAUAAAAAUAUAUGCAGUUCUUUAGCAGCUAAUUCUAUAGACAAAGUUAAAAUUUGAGAAAAUGACCAUUCUACACUCAAAUUCCACAAUUUUGUAACACUUAGAAAUGACAUAACAGGGUAUCCUAAAAAUCUUAGUGCAGGUUAAGUUUAUUUAAACUCCACUAUCCCUUAUUGAAGUUUUUAACUGCAUAAAUGAAUGCAUUAUUUUGAGAGAUCCUAUAUAGUUCCUAUUAAAUUUUAAUUUAAAAAACCUUUAACAGUGUACCUCAUUUACAGCUAAGUCCCAAACAAUGCUAUCAAUAACGAACCCAGCAAAACUGUCACUUUCAGAUUUUUCACAUUCACACUAUAUAUUUGUUUUGGAUUGGAGAACCAAUGACCAUAUUUUAUAUAAUUAUAAUUUGGAUGGGGAUCAAUUAUUCUCACUAUUCAGCACCUAGUUUGGAUGUUUCUUAACCUGGUAUUACUAUAACAUCAUUGUGUGAUCCAUGACACAUGAAAUCAAGAAAGAGUUCUAUGGUCAUCAAGCUCAAAAAAACAAAAACAAGUUUAACUAAUUUAUAAAACAUUUAGGGAUAUGGUGGAGCCUGGACUCCUAAUAAGGAAACUCUACCUACCAAAGGUAGGUAGGUUCCCUCUGAGAUCCUUUAAAAAUGCAGCAAAGGUAUUCAGCAGUUUAUAAUCAGUAAUCCGUGCCUGGGCCCCAGAGCCCCAGAGCUAGUUUAUGUCAGCAUCACGACUUUAGGAACCCCUUCUACUUGAUUGCACAUUCAUAAAGUAUUUCAUUUAAAUUACUUGAAAAGAAGUUUAGAGAAUGAACCAUAUUUUGGAACUUACUGGGCUUCUGAAGAUUGACUCUCAAAUUAGAGAAUAAUCAAGCUUCUGAAAAUAAUAGCUCAGAGAAAAAAAAAAGUUGAAAUUAGACCUAGCAUUUAGAAUAUUGAAUUCCAUGCUAAUUGGCAGUACUUCCUCUUGCUAGGCCCUAAACUACUAUUCCAGCAUUAGUGACUAAAAGUACAAGACAAAAGAACCAUAGUAGGUUUUUACUUCCACCCCACUCCUUUUACAGAUAAGGAAACUGAGGCCUGGAAAGGUUAAGUAAUUUUGUCUAAAGUCAUGCAGUAAAUAGCAGAGUCAGAAUCUGAACCCAAGUCCUCUGAUAUAUCUAACACUCUCCACUAUACUACAUUGGCAUCAUUAAUAUCCAAAAAUAGGCGUUUUGACAGAGCAGAAGGAAGGACUAUCAGCUGUCAGCCUCACCAGGAAGCAAUGAAAAAAAGAAAUCAAGGCUAAGGCAGCUGUGCAGAUUUCUUCAAGUGGUGGAAAGAAACAUUUUGAUUUAAGAGGAAGGAAGAUUAUGUGUCCUGGUCUCUGCUAUUGAUGUAGCUUCUAAUUUCUAGGGAAAUCUUUUACUUAACAACACUAGUGCUUACUUGGCCACCACCACUAAAGCAUUCAGCCUCCAGAGUUCCUAUGGUAGUGUGAUGAACUCCAGAUCUCCAGUCUAGGUAGAACAGCAACUAUGGGCAGUGCAAAGACAGAGGCCAACCUACAGUUUGGUCACACUAGAGUUAUUUUACUAGCUUAUCUGACAAGUCAUUAUUCUACAGCUACUUAUAGUGUACUGUAGCUAGGAGCUAUAGAAGCAGUGUUUGUGACAUUUUUAGAAAUCUCAGAUAUAGGUGGUGUCUAAAUGUAGCUGUUGUGAGUAAAGUUACUGACGUAAGAUAGACAUUCAGAAUCUCCAUACUGUGAUGAUAAAAUCACAGAUCUUAGAAAAGUUUUUAACAAUAGGAGAAUAAUGGGGUCAGUCUUAAAAUAUAAAAUAUGAGUGAUAGUCAUAUAGUCAUCAAAAUUUCAUAUAAAUGCUUAAAAUAUUUGAAGGAGAUAGGCUCUGCCACUAGCAGUAUGCACAUGGUAUUACUAACCAUGUUUACAUGUACUUACAUUAGGUCUCAGAUUGGUAUCAUUUAAAAGUUCACUUUCUUGAUUUUAAAAGAAGGCAUUGUUCAGGAAAACUAAUUCUGAUCUACAACUCCAUUAACACCAAUGAGUUCCAUUCCCAUGUUUAUGCCUGCCUAAAUUUCCCGCUAUGAAUUCAUCAUCUUCCCUCCAAAAUUCAUUUCUUCUAAUUUCCCUACCAUUAUUCUCAUUCAAAAUCAAUUAACAUGUGGUUCUGUACACUCCUUCAUUCCCUAGUUUGGUUUUUUUUUUAAAUAAGUUGUUGGGGCAGCUAGGUGGCGCAGUGGAUAGAGCACCAGCCCUGGAGUCAGGAGUACCUGAGUUCAAAUAUGGCCUCAGACACUUAACACUUCUUUAAUAUUAAGGUCUCCAAGGGUUUUUUUUGCCCAUAUGUUCUAUACUCUCCUUUUACACUGCCACUAAUAACAUGAAAAAAAUGCUCAAAGGGGCAGCUAGGUGACACAGUGGAUAGAGCACCAGCCCUGGAGUCAGUAGUACCUGAGUUCAAAUCCGGCCUCAGACACUUAACACUUGCUAGCUGUGUGACUCUGGGCAAGUCACUUAACCCCAAUUGCCUCACUUAAAAAAAAAAAAAAAGAAAGAAAAGAAAAAAAUGCUCAAGCUCUAAAUAUCAGUGAAGUACUUGAAAUAACUCAAAUACCAUUUUUUCUCAAAUACUCAAAUGAUCUUGUGAUCUCAUCUAUUUAAGAAUUCCUCUAAUGAUAGGGGAAUUUAUAAACAUUUUUUUAAGCACUUGCUCUGUUCCAGACACUGAAAGACAGACAAAAGUGAGAAAUAGUCUCUCCCGACAAGGAAUUUAUAUUCUAUAGGGGGAGUUAAUGUCUAUAUAAGGGGGGGGGGAGGGGGAUGGUAAGAGGGGAGCUGGCCAAUUAGGGCCCAGACCUUAAAACCUAAGUGGAAUUUCAUUUCCUGAACUGGGGCUUUCUGCAAGGAUGAGGCUUUGCCCCCCUGCUGUGCUUUUGGACAGGCCACCUAGUUUGAUCCUGGGUUCUUAUGCUGACCUCCAUCUCUCAAAACUAGACUCCCCCUGAAUCUUUGGGUUUCGGAGGGACCCUUUAUAAUAUCUCAUAGACUGAUCUCAGAACCCCUUGGCCUGGGCUAUCCCUGACUGCUUUCACACCACUGUGGUGUUUGUAGUUCCCCAGCAUUUUUCUCACCUUUCUAAGGAUUUCUGACCCUUCUGGAGCUUUCUAAUGGGAGCCCUCUGCUCUUUUGCUUUUAGACAGAGCCUUACAGGUUACACAUGACUCUGGCUUUAAUGACUUGUUUGCCUGUGCUAUCACUAGAUUUGUUGGUGCCCAUUUUGCUGGAAGUUUCUUUUCCUGUUGCUUGUGGGCUUCUGGGUAGUCCUUUAUGCAUUUCUGGGAGGAGGGGUGGGUCAAGAAGUCACUUUCUCUAAUUUCUUAUUGGCUUUCUUGAUUAUGAUUCAGUCUGUUGUGAAUUUCAGGCUUUUGGUGGAGCAGUUGUUUGGGAAUCUGACUGUCAGGAAACCAUCUCAGCCAGAAACCUCUUCCUCCUUUUUCAAGUAGUUCAGUACCUGGAUCAUAUUUGUUUAAAGCCUUGCUCUUAUGUUAGAAGGAUAAGGACUUCCUAGUUCAUCAACCUUCUCGAUUCUACUUCAACUAUACACAGGGAUGGUCUCAUUGCCCAAAAGUGCUCUAUCUUAACAAUCCGUAAGUCUGAAAUUCAUAACCUCCUUCCAGCUCUCCCUGUGCCUCACUCUUCCUAAACCUGUUCUCUGUUCUCACAACAAACACCAGUAACUCCAUACAUUACCUAUUUUGCCCAGGUUAUCACCACCUCUCUUUACUAGCUUCACUUUCUUCUGACUUUUAAUUCUUUAAUCAGUUCAAUUUUGCAUUGUACUCAACUCUUAAACCACUUGCCCUGUUGUAUUGUAGCUAAUCUCUUCUGGAACUACGGGACUCUAUUACUUCCAAUUCUUGGUCCCAGGACAGAGCCCUGAAAAUGAUCAUCCUCAACAUAAAAAACUCCUGUCUUAUCUGUCCAAAACAAUCAAUUAUCUUUUCCCUUAAACUAAUCCCUCUUCCUAAUUUCUUUAUUUCAGUUGAAGGCACCACUAUUCUUUCUGUCAUGUAGGUUUGUAACCAAGUCAUAAAUUCCUCACCCUUCAAUACUCUCUUCGCUGUGUCCAAAAAGUUACCAAAUCUUGUCAACUCUGUUUUCUCAAUCACACAAUAGGGACAGCCUACAAGCUCAUGAAUAGUGGAACCCCACCCAACUAGACCAUUAGCACUGCUUCCAAUUGAGAGUCAGCUAGAUAAUGUAGUGCUAGAUCUGGAAUCAGAAAGACCCAAGUUCAAAUAUGGCCUCAGACACUAUCUUUGUAACGAUGAUCAUCACUUUACCUCUAAGUUUCCUCAACUGCAAAAUGGAAAUCAUAAAAGCACCUACCUCCCAAGGUUGUGAGAAUCAAAUGAGAUUUGUAAAGUGUUUAACACAGUGCCUGGUACAUAGAUGUUUAAUAAAGGCUUUUCCCCAUCCCUUUUCUUACAAUCUGACUUCUCCCCAUCCCCACCCCCUUAGCCAUUGAGUGGAACAGCCCUUAUAAGGAAGGACAUUAUCAUGACUUCAGAUUAUAGACUAGGGUUGUGGCCUACAACUACUGCAGCUACAACCAAGGGUAAGCCUUUGGUUGUGUCGCUCAGUUCCAAACCAAGGUCAAAGGCUCUGCAGAGCUCAAACUAGGAAAGGAGCAAUCAGACUAUGUCCUAGAUGAUGCCACUUAAAGCACACCUAAACAAUUUCCUGACCUGAGUUCCCUCUGAGAUCCUUUAAAAAUGCAGCACUCGAUAUCCAGGGAAAACAGUCUAGAUAAAACAGAUUAGGGGUAAACAUGACCCUACCAUCCUCUCCAGAAGUGUGCCUUAACUCAAAAUCCCAAUUCAGAAAUUAAGGCUGGAAUAAUGAGUAAACAAAAAAGAUAUCUACAAUAAACAGUGAUUGUGAUGUAGGAGGUAAAAAAGGGUUAACUGAAAAACCUAAGACCCAAGCUUUAAUUCAGAUGUUAGCUCUAUAAGGGAUUCAAAUCCCAGUUAAUGGAUAACUUACAGUCAAAA